CUCCUCCCAAUUACCACGACUUCCAUGGCCAAAAGCACAAAAGAUCUCUCUCCUCCUCACGACCACAACUUCCAUGGGCCCUAAGCAAAGUUAAGAACCUAUCACUUUCCUCCUCAUCACCACGACUUCCAUGGCCCAAAGAAAUAUAAUUAGGUGACAAUUUAGAUUAUAAACCGUAUUACGAUUCAAUUUUUUCACAGAAUCAAACAAAGCAAAAUGUUGAAGCAUCACCAAUGUUUUCGGUGGUUACUGCUAUUCUCCUCCGUAGGGAUUAUGAUACCAUAUUUGGAAGGGGUUGUAACAAACAAGAAGAAUGAUGAUCAUCAAGUCAUCAUAAAAACAAAGACUUAUAGGACUCCAUUGUUCACUUUAAAACCUGGGUAUGUAGUGGAGAGAUUCUUCUAUAAUACCAACUUUCCCAAAGGUCAUAUUGCUAUGAAAAGUUUUGAUGUUGAAGUCGUAGAUGAAGAAGCCAAUCCCAUCCCUCUCUUUGAAACUUAUCUUCACCAUUGGGGAAUAACAAGGUAUUACCAACACAAAGAUACAAAAGAUCCAAACAUCAACACUUCCUUCACUCAACUCCACGAACCAAAUUUCAUAGUAGCAGGAAACAAUGGAGUAUGUCAAAAACAUGCACUUCCACAGUUCUUUGGGACAGGGGCAGAUUCAAGAAAAACAUCCUCAUUUCUUCCAAACCCAUAUGGAAUAGAAGUUGGUAACGAAAAGGAAGUCCCUUUAGGGUAUGAAGAGAAAUGGGUUCUUAAUAUUCAUGCCAUUGAUACAAGAGGUGUUGAAGAUAGAAUUGGAUGUAUUGAAUGUAAACGUCAUUUGUAUAAUGUUACAAAAGAUGGGUUGGGAAUGGCUUUAGAAGAUGAUUAUAUUGGAGGUUUAAGAUGUUGUUAUGAUCAAACUCAAUGUAAAAUGAAAAAAGGGUAUGGUAAUGAAUUAGGAGAUGAUCAACAAAGGAAUUUGUAUGUUAGAUAUACAGUCAAGUGGGUGGAUUGGGAUGAUGAUCUUGUUAUUCCUCUUAAGGUUUACAUUUUUGAUGUCACGGAUACUUGGAAGCCAUUGAUUGACUCAACAGGAGCUCCUCAACAACAUAAUUGUCUUAAAAUCGUUCUCGCAAUGUUCAUGAGAUGCAUGAAUUGGUCUUCUCAUUUGUUAACCCAAAUGGAAUCUGACCAAUUGUAUGUGGUGGAGUAUAAUGUAGGAGGGUCUUGCUCCACAAACAAUAAGGAUGGUGAUGAAUGUAAUGCUACAAAAAUGGUGAGGCUGUUGUCUCCAAGUAGUGGCUAUAUCAUAUAUGGAAUGGGUCAUCUCCAUGCUGGUGGUCUUGGUUCAACGCUUUAUGGAGAGGAUGAAAGAGAGCUAUGUUCUUCAUCUCCCAUAUAUGGAAAUGGAAAUGAAAUAGGGAAUGAAAAGGGGUAUGUGGUUGAGAUGUCAACUUGUUAUCCAAAGCCAGGCUCAGUCAAAAUCAACAAUAAAGAAAUGUUGACUCUAAUAUCCAAGUAUGAUCCUUCUCAAACUCACAUUGGAGUUAUGGGUCUCUUUCAUAUUAUGGUUGCACAAAAAUUACCAAACUCGAUCAUUCAAAUGGAACCACUCGAACAACUUGCUGAUGAUCAUAAGCAGAAGAUCACCAAGUAAAAUCUUUACAUUAUAUUAUAUUCCAAUUGGUCUAUGAACAAGAUGACGAUAAUGAUCUCAGUCAUCUACUAAUUUAGACCUAUGGUAUGGUAUUGUUACAAAUCUAAGAGUAUUGAACUUAAAAAGUUUGUGUCUUUGUAUAGUGUUAUAAUAUAAGAUUGUACAUUGUAUUACAUUUUGGAAUGAACCAGAAACUAUGUGUGUUUGAAUA
Messenger RNA from Cucumis melo (muskmelon), 1858 nucleotides. RefSeq lists its product as uncharacterized. The transcript has 5 exons. Bases 217 to 1647 code for a protein of 476 amino acids. The record is from RefSeq and is a predicted model, not a curated record. Lineage: Eukaryota; Viridiplantae; Streptophyta; Magnoliopsida; Cucurbitales; Cucurbitaceae.